This is a messenger RNA of Aspergillus pseudonomiae, 3434 nucleotides long. RefSeq names its product TAPT1 family protein. Lineage: Eukaryota; Fungi; Ascomycota; Eurotiomycetes; Eurotiales; Aspergillaceae. Bases 129 to 3350 code for a protein of 1073 amino acids. The transcript has a single exon. Gene Ontology annotation, cellular component: endoplasmic reticulum membrane. Gene Ontology annotation, biological process: maintenance of protein localization in endoplasmic reticulum. The record is from RefSeq and is a predicted model, not a curated record.
UGACUCUGACAGCAAACCUGGCGUCUGUCAGUAUGGCUUCAAACCCCGCCUGAGUCUCGAAACGAGAUACCGCGUCGUUGCUCAGCUGCUCGCCAAUCAUCCCAUGUCUACUCUGAUCGUUCUCUUCAAUGGUGUCUCCCCUUCUCUCACCUCCCGCCCCUAGACCAGACGAGUUUCCUCGAGCUUCAGUCGCCUCGGAUGAUGAUCGCAAGUUUCGCAACUUUCGGACAACUGGACUGGAAAGUUCUGCAAUCGCCCGAAUGAUGGACGGAUUACACAACAGGUCCGGCAAGCAGCAGGACACGGACAUUUUUGCGGGGUCCUCACGUUCAGAGAGGGCACCACCGAGUCCCGGACAGAGGCAAACGGAGGCAAUAGCGGAAACUAGAAGUCAGGAGAAAAUGUCUCGAAAAUCCCGACAGCUCCAACCGUCCCCUUUGAAUUUGCUAGAUGGAGGCUUCGAAGCUUCGGUGGUCUCCGAAGCCCCAGAUGCUACGAAGAGAAGACCUUUGGGUGUAGAACCACACCAAAAUGGUCCUCAGGUCAAUGGACACAGCACUAGCCAUCACCGGUCUGCAAGUCAGCGAACUACGAACGGCGACCAGAAAAACAUACAGUACUCCUUACCACCCGAUCAGGCUUUUGGCAUGGUCUUUGAGCAUUCUCAGGCACCUGACAUUGUCAACGGCAGCAAGUCACAUAGGACUUCUUUGGUGGAUGUCAUUGAUGGAUCCGAAGUUGCGACUGUUCUAAACCAGUGGUCUAGAGAAGUCUCUCCAGCCAGGAACCAGGACAAGGAUCGAGAGCGUGUUCCGAAACUAUCUCCCGCCAAAAUACAAGAACUCACCUCGUCACCUCAGUCGAUUCCUUAUCGCGCGGCAGAUAACGAACAAAGUCACAGGGUUGUUUCUGAUCAAACGCAUGCUUCAAACUCACAAAUAACCUUGACGGACGAUGCCUCGCCCCUAUUAAACAAUAUAAAGUUACCACCCGAUCAUGCCACGAAAUCCCAAACAAACAAAGAAUUCACUUUUGACGGAGGCUUGGCAAGACCACCCACAUCGUCAACUCGACAUCGCUCACAAAGCUCACGGGCUGUUUCUACCCCAACCUCCUCUCGGCGACAAACGCUACCCAGCAACGAGCGCCUUGCACAAACGUGGGCAUCCCGGUCGAAACAGGAUCGUCCCAGCAUAGGUCGGGAAUCAGACUCUAAGAACCUGAAUUCUGCACCACAAAUGGCCGAUUCUGCACUGCCUUCACCCAUGCCACCGUCUAUUCCCCUGCCUCCUUUGUCUGUUCCGACUUACCUACAAUUAGAACUUGCAUCGGGCCGACCCUCCCCCUUGUACAUACAUCCCUCAGCCGCCAGCGACUUCCCGUAUGAGUCCUCUCGCGUGAAGCUUGAGCGGCUCAUGAACUUUUUUAUGCUUCCGCCAGUGCUAGAGCAGGUCUUUUGGUUUGGAAUACUGGCCUGCUUAGACUCAUGGCUCUAUUCCUUUACUAUACUUCCUCUUCGCUUUGUGAAAGCUUUGUAUAUUUUGCUAGAAUCUUGGAUGGUUAAUCUGGGUGUCGAGUUUCGGUUUAUCUCCGGCUUUAUCAUUAAAGGCGUGGGAAGAGUAUGGCGAAGGCGCAACAAGGUAUCGGGAGAUGGAACGCACCUGAUUUCAGAAGCUGAAGGCCGGUCGCGACAGGAGCCAGCUGGAACUGAACGCGAUAUGAAAGCGAAAGCAGCGGAGGCGCGCAGACGGUGCCGCUCCGAUACACAUCACAAGUAUCAACACCGCCGACAAAAGUCCAUUCCGUCCGCACUGCUUCCAGACGAUAAGGCAGAUAUUCUCAAGGGUCUACUAAUGAUUGCCACAUGCGCCGUUCUCAUGUACUUUGACGCAAGCCGGAUGUAUCACUGGAUCCGAGGACAGGCCGCCAUCAAACUUUACGUGAUCUACAACGUGCUGGAAGUCAGCGACCGGCUAUUUGCAGCCAUCGGACAGGAUGUGUUGGAGUGUCUUUUCUCGCGGGAGGCUUUGGAACGUCGGCCGAAUGGACGAAGCAAAGUCUUCCGGCCUUUUGGGCUCUUCCUGUUGGCGUUGGCCUACACGGUGGUACAUGCCACGGCGCUUUUUUAUCAGGUCAUGACGCUGAAUGUGGCUGUCAAUUCAUACUCAAAUGCUUUGCUCUCUUUGCUACUAUCAAAUCAGUUUGUCGAGAUUAAGUCCACUGUCUUUAAGAAAUUUGAGAAAGAAAACUUGUUUCAGUUAACUUGCGCAGAUGUGGUGGAGCGCUUUCAGCUUUGGCUUAUGCUCACCAUCAUUGCGUCGCGCAAUAUCGUCGAGACGGGCGCAUUCAACUUCAUUGGCAACCUGGGCUCCAGUUUCAGCAGUCAGUCGACGAGCACCAAUAGCACACCGUUGUCAACGCCACCGCGAACCAUGUCGUCGAUCCUACCGCAAUCGUUCACGAUUGUGCCUUCAUCCAUCAUUGCGUCCUUCAGUCAUGUGAAUUCGUUUCUCCCCACUCUCGCCCAGGUCCUCGGGCCUUUUCUGGUUGUGUUGGGAUCCGAGAUGCUUGUUGACUGGCUCAAGCAUGCAUACAUCGGCAAAUUCAAUAACACCCGCCCCGCCAUCUACAAGCGUUUCUUGGACGUGCUGACGAAAGACUACUACACGAAUGCCUUUGGAGAUCAGAAUCUAACCCGUCGGUUGGGACUGCCGGUCAUCCCGUUGUCUUGCCUCUUCUUUCGGGUUUCUGUCCAGACGUAUCAGAUGUUCCUGGCCGCUUUGCUGCCGCAACACCCCUCAUCCACGGCAGUGGAGUCGACAUCGUUAUCUUCUAUCUAUAGCCACUACGUCCCCGCUCCGAUCCCGUCUCCACCGCCGCUGACGCUGCGGACGAUCGUGCCAGCAUCUGCGGCACAUAUGAACGCUUUUUUUCGGCAGCUCCUAGCGAAUACCAUGCCAUCCCCAGCGCAGUCCGUGUACAUCUUCACCGUCGUUCUCAUUCUGACGGGAUAUGUGGUGUUACUGAUCGUGAAACUGCUCCUAGGAAUGGUGUUAUUAGCCUAUGCCCGCUCCCGCUACCGAGCGAUGAAACAGCGCGAGACGGAGCAAGCAUCUCAUGAGAAUGGUGGCCCGCCCCGCGCACGAGAAUAUGCGGUAGAGGGCAGUCGUCGCUUUGGUGGGUGGGGAGUGGUGGAAGUCAAUGACGACCACCGACGGUGGAUCUACACGGAUGAUCCCGAGGGACUACGACGGCUGAAGGCCAAAGAAGAAAAGGAGAAGAAUUCCAAGGAGGAAUUGAACAUGGACCAUGUUCGACGGUAUGAGAUGGUAGCCAAGAGGAUCUGGUGAUUCGAGGAUGGCCUUGUACUUUUGUACCUUAGAUUACGUGUAGAUACCUAACCAUAGUGUAGAGUAAGUGUGUGUGUGUGUGUG